GAUACUUAGAAUUAUUUUCUUUAUUGCGAUUCAUCAUUCAGAGUUUGAUUAGUUUUUUUUUUUUCUACUAGGCAAAGUGAUAAAUUCAUUUGCGUAUUUAAUGUUAUUUUUUGUUUUACGAUAAAGAAAAAAUAUUAAAAUUCAACAAUGGCUCUAGCUGGAAAUUUUGAAGAGACAGUUAAAAAAAUUAAAAAUAUUAAACAACAAGACGUUCAUCCUGGUAUCUCAUUUCUUGAACUAGAACCUUUAACAGAUUCUUUAAAGGAAAAAGCAAAAAAUGAAUUACGAGAAACACCAGAAAUUGUUAAUGAAGCACUUGCUGAAAUUAGAAAAUUAAUUCAAGAUGAAGCUGACCUAAUAGUUCCUGAUAAUGAUUAUUUUUUAACACAAUUUUUACGUCCAUGUAAAUGGUAUGCCAAAUCAGCUUUUGCACUGAUGAAACGUUAUUUUCGUUAUUUUAAAACUCAUCCACGUCAUUGUGAUAAUUUAGUGCCAAAAAAUGAACGUGCUAUAUUUUUAUCAAGAAUUUUAACACCUUGUCCAUUUUUUGCAAAAGAUGGUAGUGGAAUACUUUUACUUCAAGGUGGUAAAAUGUGGAAUCCCCAAGAAGUAUCUGUUGAUGAAACUUUCAGAGGUGUUUUAUUAUUAAGUAACAUGUACAUUUCAAAACCAGCAAAUCAGGUUAAUGGUACUCGUUGCAUUAUUGAUUUAGAUGGUUUAACUUUGAGUCAAGUUUUAUACUUUAAACCAUCACAUGCUGCUGCUAUUGUUGAAUGGUUUCAAUCAGCAUUUCCAGGACGUUUAAAAAGUAUUGAUAUCAUCAAUCAUCCAUAUAUUUUUAAUAUGGUUUUUGCAAUUAUUAAACCAUUUUUAGGUGAAAAAUUAAGAAAUCGAAUUAUUCUUCAUGGCUAUGAUAAAGAAGCCCUAAAAUUAUGUUAUGGUCCUGAGUCAUUGCCAAAAGAAUAUGGUGGUGAAUUAGACUAUCCAUUAACUGAAUCAUUUGGUGACUCACUUUAUAAUUAUUUGUGCAAUUUCAAUGAAGAGUUUGAAGAAUUGGCUCAUUAUGGAUACUCAAAAGCAUCUUAAUUAAAAUUUAUAAUAUUUUUCUUUUUUUUCUAUAUGAUAAUUAAGAGUUCAAUAAUUAUUUUAAGGGUACAUUAUAUUAUUGCUAUUAUAAAAAUAUAAAAAAAUAAAUAAACUAUCAAAAUUAAUUACAAA
Messenger RNA from Aphidius gifuensis, 1218 nucleotides. Its product is annotated as alpha-tocopherol transfer protein-like. NCBI's taxonomy places the organism in Eukaryota, Metazoa, Arthropoda, Insecta, Hymenoptera, Braconidae. The transcript is spliced from 6 exons. Gene Ontology annotation, cellular component: membrane. The record is from RefSeq and is a predicted model, not a curated record. Gene Ontology annotation, molecular function: phosphatidylinositol bisphosphate binding. The coding region runs from base 148 to 1086 and encodes 312 amino acids.